AUGGCCAAUCCACCAUUCUGGUUGAGUAGGAAGAUACUUUUCUUCAAGGUGUGUAAAUGGAUGGGGCUUUCUUGCUUCCAGUCACUGGUGGUGUCCUUGCCUAACAUUCGUCAGAAGAAACUAAUUCACAAGCUGCAGGAGGAAAAGGCUUUUCGGGAAGAGAUAAAAAUUUUCCGUGAGAAAAUAGAAGACUUCAGGGAAGAGAUGUGGAAUUUCCGAGGCAAAAUUCGUGCUUUCCAGGGCCAGAUCUUGGGCUUUUGGGAAGAAGAGAGGCCUUUCUGGGAAGAGGAGAAAACCUUCUGGGAAGAGGAAAAAGCCUUCUGGGAAAUGGAAAAAUCUUUCCGGGAAGAAGAGAAAACCUUUUGGAAAAAGUACCGAGUCUUCUGGAAGGAGGAUAAGGCUUUCUGGAAAGAGGACAAUGCUUUAUGGGAAAGAGAUCAGAAUCUUCUUCAGGAGGACAGAGCUCUGUGGGAGGAAGAAAAGGCUCUGUGGAUAGAGGAACGAGCUCUUCUAGAGGAGGAGAAGGCCUUGUGGGAGGAUAAAAGGUCCCUCUGGGAGGAGGAGAAUGCCCUCUGGGUGGAGGAGAAAGCAUUCUGGGGAGAAGGUGGCCACCGUGCUGCUGAGGAGCAGGUACUGGAAAAUGGGCACCACAACGUCAAUGCAGGGUCACGAUCGCCGGCCUUCUCCCGGAGCAGAGCAUGA
Molecule: messenger RNA, 702 nt
Organism: Miniopterus natalensis
Lineage: Eukaryota; Metazoa; Chordata; Mammalia; Chiroptera; Miniopteridae
Gene: CCDC70
Product: coiled-coil domain containing 70
Source: RefSeq, a predicted model, not a curated record